AUGGACAUGCUAUACUUCAUCAUCGACUGCCACAAGGACGGCAAGCACGUUCCCCCUCACGGGGAGUUCCACAAACUCUUCUUCACCGCGCGGGAGCACAAUACGUCGGACUCGGAGGGGUAUGUGGAGAAAAUGGCAUUUAGGAUUAUGUUCGAGGAGAUCGUAUAUGACGUGCUGACAGCAUGGGAUCGGUUCACCGGUGGUGCCACUGUCAUGAUGCAUGUCAAUGCCAAUGUUCCACCAAACACGGUCCUGCACGUCCAGAACGUCAAGAUCCAUGCGUACAUUCCUCCUCCUCUCGUCAUCGAAGAUCGACAAGCAAGAUACUCUAUCGCGCGCAUGGCACAAGAGUUCGCGAAGGAAAUCGGUAUCCCUGCUAUCCGUCAAUUCCACUCUGCCUACAACACAUCCAUCAAGUCGUAUGCUCUCAUCGAGCACCCCGAAGGUCCGUUCGCAUCAACACCUCACCACGGUGUUCGCUCUGCCUCUCGGACGCCCCUCAUCCCACCUCCUUUGCACAAAAUGACCCAGUACAUGUUCUAUGGAUGUCCGGAUGGCGAGGUUGAGGAUAUGAUCACGGCCGAGGAGGAGAAGCACCAGCCCUGCACGACGAACCUAUUGCCUCUCUACGAGAGUGAUCACACCUCGUCAGAAGGGCCGGGAUCGGUGCCGGAGGGUGACGCCCCUCCAUCGGAAGGGAGUGUGGCCUCAGACAGCGAUGACACCCUCGACGAGAGCGAUGAACUUCGCACUCGCGAGCAGGAACACCUGCUGGAGAUCCGGCUCCUGAAGGAGAAGCUCGAGAAGCUCGAGCGGCGCAGCAGCAUUCAAUUCGUCGAGCUGUCGUGCCGCAGUGAGGAGCUGGAGAUCCUCAAGCUCCAGCUUGCUCUCGCGCGCAACCCGACGCCUGUACCGGUGGCGCUCGCUGACUCGGAGACCUCUGGGGCGCGGGCGCAGACUGUUAUCUCUGAUACCAUGCCGUCUGUCUCGUCCAUCUCGUCCAUCUCGAGUCCCGCCGCGUGCGCCCCACAGACGUAUGGCGACAAUGUUCCGCCUAGUCAGCGAGUCCCUCUCUUCAGGCAACCGGCUUCUCCGUGUCACCCUGUACACGCUCUGCUUGUGCCUUUCGGCGAGCACUCCAAGAAGGCCCUUGCCGAGUUUGGUCUUCCCGACAAUUGGUACGAGACUUUUUGGAAGCUCGAACGCAACUCCCUUCCUGAAAACUAUGUUCACGAGAUCAACCUUCAUGGUCUUCACAUGGAGGUGGCGAGGGAGCUGGCGGCUGUGAUGAAGAAGGACCAGGGACUUUGA
Fomitopsis serialis is the source of this 1311-nucleotide messenger RNA. RefSeq lists its product as uncharacterized. Bases 1 to 1311 code for a protein of 436 amino acids. NCBI's taxonomy places the organism in Eukaryota, Fungi, Basidiomycota, Agaricomycetes, Polyporales, Fomitopsidaceae. The record is from RefSeq and is a predicted model, not a curated record. The transcript has 3 exons.